AUGAUGAAAUUCUUCGCCCUCGUCCUGUGCGCUCUGUUCGCCGCUGCUGCCGCCAGUCCCGGACUCCUGGCCUACAACGCCGCCUACUCCGCCCCGCUGGCCUACUCCUCCUCGUUGGCCUACACCGCCCCCGUGGCCUACUCCUCCCCUGUGGCCUACACCGCCGCGUACGCCCCCUAUGUGGCUCCCUAUGCCAGCAGCGUGAGCGCCCACACCGUGGCCCACAGCGCCGCCUUCCCGGCUGUCUAUGCCGCAGCUCCAGUGGCCGCUGUCCUGAAGAAGUAG
This is a messenger RNA of Drosophila persimilis, 285 nucleotides long. Its product is annotated as cuticle protein 8. Bases 1 to 285 code for a protein of 94 amino acids. The record is from RefSeq and is a predicted model, not a curated record. NCBI's taxonomy places the organism in Eukaryota, Metazoa, Arthropoda, Insecta, Diptera, Drosophilidae. The transcript has 2 exons.